AUGGCGUUCUACAAGCCGUUAUGUCGAUUUUUGAUUCAUCGCUACAUGGGCGAGUACCUUAAUACCCAGAUCAGCACGGAUCAGCUGGAGUUGAAGCUGUUGGAGGGCACAGUCUCGGUUCAGGAUGUGUCACUUAAUGCUGAUGUAAGUUUUUGAGUUUUUAUUGUUUUUUGGUUUUUAGGAUGAAGAGUUUGGAAGUAUAGACGAAGAUUGGGCUCUAAAGGGUUUUUUAGUUAACAACUGCUGUUUUUUGACGAACAUUAGCUUGUACUCGUAUUGUUUAAGCUAUGUUUAAGCUUAUGGGUUUAAAAAGAAGGCUAAAAUAUUUAAAAUUUAAGUUUUGCAAUCUGAAGUUGACAAUACCAAAUUUAAGGUGCUAUAACUUUGUGGUAAAUAGCUCUAAAGAGGACAUGUUAGUAUGAAAAGGUGUACAAUUAAAAGUUUUAUUAUGAUUACGACAUUUGGUAGAAAGAAUGUUAUGAGUUUUUUUAAAUUUUGUACUAACAAGUUGUCGGGCAAUACAAAAUGCCUACUACAAUAUCGUUUUUGGUGGUUUUAAAGGUUUUUGCUAUAUUUUUACAGAAAUUUUUUGGAUUUAUAGAUACAGAAAUCAAUUCUUAAGCUAAGAAUACUAAUUUUCAGUACAUCAACGAGCAGCUGAAAGAUGUAGGCCUAAUAAGGCUGAUUGAGGGCUAUGUCCGCGAACUCAAGGUGUGUGUGCCAUGGACCAAGUUGAUGGACGAAUCGACCAUCAUCUACGUAAAAGGAUUGGAUUUGACAUUUGCACCAUUGAAUAUUGACAAUUUUAAUGCUGAAAUGAUGUCAUCCAUGUUUGGGUCGAUUGUCAGCUCUAUGUCAAGAUCAACUAAUGAGAUCAUUCAAGAAGAGAUUCAGAAGUGGGGUUUUGAAAUUAUCGGGCGGGGUUGGGGUAAAUGGGAGUGGAUUUUGGUGUAGGAUGGGUUUUUAAAGUAAAACUAGUGGUUUUGAGGGGUAGUUUUUGAAGACUAGUGAUAUUGAGGUAGGUGCUAGAAGGUCAAAAAUAGUGAUAGAUGAUUGAUACUGGGUUAACUAUGCAAAUAUGUAUUAUGAAAUGAUUUCUAGGGUAAAAAUAAGUAUUUUUGUUUAAAAAACUGUGGCAUUUUUGAAAAAGUUUGUAUGAAACACCAUGGAUAUUGUGGUAGGUACUACAAUAUACCUUUUUUUCAAAAUUGACUUCAAAAAUUAACUCAAACUAAUAUCCCGGCAUUCCAGUGAGGUAGGAAAGGACAAUCUAGCCCUGAUGAUAGACAAUAUCAUCAAUCGAAUGAAGGUAAUCUUCGAAAACACCACGAUCCGGUUAGAUUCAGAAGCCGAGCUAGCUACGGGAAUUGAGCUUCGAAUCGAAAAAAUGGAAUUUGUGGAUGAAGUUCUUGAAGCCAGUGAAAAACAAAAACAAGAAGGACCGGUUACGGCUCAGCCGACCAGUUUGUACACGGUGACAGAGCUGAACAAACUGGUACACUUUGAAGGCAUUCAGUUGUUUACGGAUAUCUACAGUAGUAUGGUAGGUUGAUAUUGAGUUAAUAUUUAUGCUUGAUAGGUUUUUGAUUGGUUUUUGAGGGCGUGGAAAAAAAUUUUUUGGGCGGGGUAAAAUUUUUUUUUGGGGGGGGGGUCGGGGUAGGAGAUGACAAAAAAUUUUUAUAGUAGGGAAAUGGAAGAAAAUUUGUUUUGGCUUGGAAUGAAUUUUUUUUUGUGGGCGGGGAUGGUAAUUUUUUGGGUUAAAGACAACUUUUUGAUUAACAAAGUGAAAUAUUUCGAACAAAAUUUGUAAAAAAAAUGCAUUUUAGCGCCCAUCGUCGGUAGCAUCGGACCUCAGUUUCGACAACAAGGACAAUAUUACCUCGACCACUUCGUUGGACACAUCGGCAUUCCAAUCCUGUUAUUCCCAGUUAAAUACGUCAGCUAGGAAAGAGUCUUCGGUUUCUGGAUCGAAUCAGCUUAAGUAGGCUUUGGUUAUCUUAUUCCUAACAAUUUUUACCUUACUUCUAUUCCUACCCCUGUCCUACUCUUAUCCCUACUCUUACCCUUACUUCGACCGUGAAACCUACCCCAUAAUCCAUAAAUCUAUCUAAAACCCCCUAUUUCAGCCUCCAAACCAACCCGAUCCCCUUUCUGGUGAUCGGCGGAGAAAAGAGUACGGUUCGAAUCAGAGUCAAUAACACCGCAGUCAAGUCGGACGGAGCCUAUAACAAGAAAAUGGACGUAGACUUUCAACUGAUGGGACACGCCUUUGCAUUCCUAACACCAAGUCAACUGAGUUUGAUAACUGAACUGUUAAGCAAGCUGACCUCAGCUCCAUCACAAGAGAAACCAUCGCAUUUGACCGGAGGCAAACCCAUGGGACCAGAGCACUUUGAGAGGCUGAAUGAUCAACUACAAGGUGAGGUUUUGUUGUUUUGGAAUAAUUUAUAGGUAAAGGGGUGAGAAAGUAGAUUUUACAAAGUUGGUUGGGUAGAUCUUUUAAAAGAGGGAAGAGUGGGCAUGGGUUUUAAAAAAUGGAUUAGGGAGGGCAUUUUUUUGGGUUAGGUGGUGGUUUUGAAGGCUUUUAAGAAAUUUUAAAGGUUGAAAGUUAUUUUUUAUGACUUGUAAUGGCUUUUGAUAUGAUAUUUUUUUACAAAUUUUGAAAAUUCAAAAAAAUUUUUUUUAGGUAACAAAAAUUUUUUUUUGUUGAUUUUAUGUUGAAAAAUGGUUUUUUAAGACAUCACGAGCUUAUAAUAGGCAUUUUUAGUUAUUUUUGUAAUAUUAUAAUACGUUUGCUGACGUUUCUGCGAAAAAAAAAUUGGGUAACAAAUAUAUUUUUUCAAAAUUUUGUUGAAAAAUACGAUUUUUGGUUGGAAAAUGGGCUGAAAAGGAAUUUCUUGGUUUUUUAAACAAGGUCUUGGGGCAUUUACAUAUAUUCCUAAUUACCCCUACUCCUACCUACCUUACUAUCUCUACCUCUGCCCAGGAGUAGAUGUAAUAGGAAUAGGGUAGUUUUUUAUUAAAAAAUUUUUUAAUUUGAUUAAUUUUAAUCACCACUACCCUUCAGGCGACGCCAUAGUAGAUCAAAUCAUUCGCGACUCUCAUAACACGCCACCAACAGCAACCUUUCAUCAUGGUAACGCGCUGUCACAUGCAUAUGAACAACAGUUCUAUGAAGUCAAAUCACAUGUAGCAGCUACAAGAUUCAGCACGAUAUCAUUGGAUGAACCAUCACAUCAGAGGCACGGUAGUGGGCAAACCUACGCGUCACGUUCGUCUGGAGGUGACAGUGAUUCGUUGACGGAUCGGGGAACUCAUCGUAGGUUUUUUCGAUUGUUUUUGUUGGUUUUUAGGUAACAAAGUUGGAGUUUGGAGGAAAAAAAGUAUGGUUUAGGUAAUAAAAGUUCAAUUUUUGGUUAAAAAGUGGCAUUUUAGGUAACAAAACUAGUAUUUUAGGUAACAAAGUUAGUAGUUUAGGUAACAAAACCGGUAUUUUAGGUAACAAAAAAUGAAUUUUAGGUAACAAAAUUUUUUUUCAUUGUUGUAUCUCAAUACCUGACCUAAAAAUGUACUUUUCUAACUAAAAAUACCAUUUCAGACGGCUCGAAUCUGACCCUAACGGAACGUCGGCCCAAUGUCUUCCUCUUCACCUUCAAAAUGCCAUCCUUGGUGAUGAUAGUCACUCACGAUGAUCCUUUAUCAGUAGAUAACAUCCGGAAACUCCGCCAAUCCGACCCUCAAGCGGUCUGUAAUCAAGUCAAGGCCUUGAAGGAACGGGCAGAUAACUUCUUCAAGGCCGCCCUCCAGCCAUCUCCACUCAUCGUGACUGGAGCACCAUUGGAUCAGCAACGUGCCACUUUCACGGCACUGUACCCGCACGAUCAUUUGAAGCUGUUGUGUAGAUCGUCAGUGUUCAAGCUGACCAACGAGUUCGAUGAGGUCAAGGGCGGGUCUUUCGAUUUACAGUGCAGUUUUGGACACAUGGAUCUGAGCGAGUACUUGGCGAGGGAGAGUGUGGUACUUAAUGGUACUAAUGGUACUGAAAACAUGGGUUGUCAUGAUGACAAAAGCAGUACUACCUAUAGUGCCACGGACAAAAACAGUACAACCAUUCAUACAACAGUACCAAAAGAAGGCCUAAACAUUGACAUCUUCAACUUCUCUCGCUACGAGUCGGACGAAUCAUCGUCACGCAGCUACGGCCAUCCAACUUCAUCAGAAGCCAACCUCACCCUACGCAUCACAAACGCCAUCGAAUCCCGCGAACCAACGGUACUAGUCGAGGUCAAUAUGUCAGCAUGCCAAUCCGAAAUCGACCCCUCAAUUAUCGACCGUAUCUCAGCCUUAAUCGUGAAACAGCCCUUCUACAAAGACCGUAGCCUCCUACUGGUCGACGAGAUUCUACCUCCAAGUUCGGCCAGUACUGAUGGUACUACUGCCUCAGCUCUAGGGCUAAAUAACGCAAGCUUAAGCUUAGGCCUAAACGAAGGAUUCUCGGCUCAGAACGACGGGUUUUUAGGCCAGAACGAUGGAUUCACGGCCACGAAUUCGGGCUUAAACGACGCGUUCUCGACCGGCCUACGAGACAAUUUUUUGGACACGGACCUUUUCACAAAAUCCUCGGAUAAAAUGCAAAUUCAAGUCCGGUUCUACUGCCCGAAGUGGGAAAUCGACCUUAAGAUCCCCGUAGCCGAUUACACUGAAACUGCACCAUCAGCUUCUAAACGCAAUCUUCAUCAUGAGUUCCUGAAGCUACAGUUGGACGAAGCACGGCUGGAGAUACCCAAGUUUGAUCCAGAAUCUAUUGGUACUAAUCUGAUGCUGAAUGUGUACGCUUCAGCACUACAAGGCAGCUUCAUUGGCGAUUCCGAGGUUCUGAACUGUCGUCACGAAGAUAUGACAUUCCUAUAUGCAAACGGCUUCAACUCGAACUCACUUGGCACCCAGAACGUGCACAUCAGAAUCCAGUUUGACUCAAGAAACAAAAGCCUUCAUCUGGUCAACAAACCGGACCCACUAAUGGCCAAGUCAAUGUACGAGUCCUACUUUCAAAUGGGAUCAGAGAACAAGGCCGAAGGACCCUUUAGCAAAGAUGGAUCAUACUACGAAGGUCAAAAGAUCAUCCAGCCAGGUACGAAUGAAGAACUGAGAGAGUUCAGCGAAAAAGCUAAGCAGCUAGCCAAAAUAAAUGUGGAGCUAACCAUGCCACAACUCAAUCUUCACUUACCAUCUCAUGAGUUCCUGGAAGUCAUGUAUAAUCGAUUUGCUAAUGAUUUUGCUCUGUUUGAACCGAAAAGCAAUGCUUAUAAGGUAAGGUAUUGGGGUUGGAGUUAAUGGAAGUGAGGUUUUAGAUAACAAAAUUGGCUUUUUAGGUAACAAAAGUUGAACUUUAGGUAACAAAAAGGGCAUGCAGGUUAAAAAAAUCGAAUUUUAGGUAACAAAAAGGCAUUUUAGAUAACAAAAAUUGAUUUUUAGGUAAUAAAAAUUGAGUUUUAGGUAAUAAACAUGGGUUUUUAGGUAACAAAAAUAGAAUUUUAGGUAACAAAAUUGAAAAUUUACGUGUCAAAUUUAGAAAUUUAGGUAUAAAAAAGGCUUUUUAGGUCACAAAAGUAGUACUCUGGGUAAGAAAAAUUGGUUUUCACGCUAAAAAGUGGCAUUUUAGGUAACAAAAGAGCAUUUUUUAAUCAUUUUAAGUAUUAAAAUUUAAUUUUUCAGGCCCAAGAAAGAAAACGAAUUCAAUCGCACAGUUUCAAGGAAUGCCAUAAGUUCACAGACUUUGGUGCCUCAAAUGGCUCUUCCAAGUCCAACUUCAAUGACGAUGAAGACGAAAGUGCUGGAAUCAAAGGCAAUCUGUUUGCCUUUGGCCUAAAGGCCGAAAAAACCAAAAUCCUGCUCCAAACCCAGAUUCUGGAUGCCGAGGCGGCCAAAAAAAGAGUACCAACAGUUUGGAGUACAGUUUGGACUGGAACUGAUCGAUGCUCAGCUAUUCUUCGUUCAUGGAUUCGAUCAAGAUCCGAACUUGGACUACAUGUUCUUGACUAGUCAUAAGAGCUUCGUUCACCAUCGGAAUCUGUUGGAUGGAGUCAAGAGUCUACAAAGAAAUGUCAUGGAAAGCAAUUUCUGUGCCAGAAGAAGUGCUGAUACUCAUGUUGAGCCAUUGAAUGUAAGGGUUGUUGAAGCAGUUAAUAUUAGGGGUAUGCUUGAAAGCCGGCCUACUAGACCCGGCCUUGCUUCGCUCUCGUUUUAGGCCGAAUUAAAUUUGAAAAAAGGGUGGGCCGGGUCAAGGGAUUAGUCUAUAUGAAGGACCGAGGGACCCUUAUGAUCUUAGAUACUGAUUUUUAUUUUUUUAAAUUUAAAUUUUGAGACUUUUAUGAAAAAAAAGUUCUCGAAAAAAGUCGAGCUUGGUCCCCCCUGUGGAAUUUUUUUCAGAAAUUUUUUUUUUGGUUUUUGGGUCUUUUAUGGGUGAUAUGAACAUUUUAGGUAACAAAAAAGCUUUUAAGCAUCAAAAAUCAUUUUAGUUUAGGUUUGACUGUGAAAUUUUUAAUUUUGAAAAAAAAAUCAUUGGAAAAAGUCGAGCUUGGUCCCCGCUGUGGGUUUUUUUGAAAGAAUUUUUUUUUCUAGAUUUUGAACGGAAAAUAGAGUACUUUAGGUAAUAAAAUAGCUUUUACACAUCAAAACUUAUUUUUUUGAGCUUGGUCUCUCCUGUGGAUUUUUUUGAAUUUUUUUAAUUUUGGGAUUUUUAGGUAUGAUAUGGGCACUUUAUGUUUUAAUAUGGUUUUAGGAAUCAAAAUUUAUUUUAACGUUGAUUGAAAAAUUUUUAAUAAUUGAAAAAAAAAUUUAAGAAAGUGGAGCUUGGUCCCCCUGUGGAUUUUUUCGAAAGAAAACGGUUUUUGGAGUUUUUGAAGGGAAAAUAGAGUACUUUAGGUAAUGAAAGUUGAAUUUUACGUAAAAUACGAAUAUGUAAAUUGCGGUUUUCUAUAAAACACAACUUUUUUAAUCAUAAUCUCCAAUUCUAGGCUUCCGAACCCCUCCAAUCCGAUGAAAAUGACUCAUUGGUUGUGGCUCUCAAGGUUCAUCAAGUACCAGAAGACAACGUACGCAAAAUCGUAGUAGCCUUCGCCGUCCGCAACUCUACCGUUCACAUCAAACCAUCAAUCAACCCGAAACAUCACUUUUCACAACAAUUCACUGACUUUUUCGUACUCAGAGACUACGGAGUACCUGGGUACGAGUGGCCUAAGGUUUCAGUUGGAGUUCAUCUUAACAUCAGUAAUGUCUGUUUGGCGUAUGAUCACUGUGAGGUUGUACCCGGGUCACCAAUGAUGGCUAGGUAAGGGCUUGUUUUUAAGGUUUUGAGGGUUUUUUGGGAAUUUUAGGUAACAAAAAUAACUUUUUUGUGAAAAAAGUGGAUUUUUAGGAACAAAAUUUUGAAUUUUUGGAUAAAAAAUUGAUUUUUAGGUAACAAAAGUAGUUUUUUGGAGAAAAAGUAAAUUUUUAGGUAACAAAAUUAGGUUUUUUGGAGAAAAAAUUUGUUUUUAGAUAAUAAAAGUAAGGCUUUUUGGUGAAUAGGGUUUUUUUUAGGUAACAAAAAGUGAAUUUUUAGCAUGAAAAUUACGUUUAAAAAAAAUUUUUAAAUUGAAAAAAAUUUUAAAUUUUGAAAUUUUUUUUUUAGAAUUGGUAUAGGAUCAUGCAAUUUGUCAGCUGCCUUCCUGGAACAAUCAGAAUCCCACCGUUUCGAAGUUUUACUCGAGAACUCCCAUUUCUACUUGGCCAAGAAGCGGCCAACAGUCACCGGCCCAAGGAAACUCGGUUUCAGCGAUCAAAAACGCGCCAAAACCAACUUUGUAAAGCUAGCCAGAUUCGGCCUACUGCGCCUGGACCUCUCUUAUCAACCCGGCGGCGAAAUUGAGGCCGGCGCCCAGCCUCAGCUCUCGAUUCGUGUCACUAAUGAUGACUUUAUCGUAUGGACGUGUUCGGAUACCAUCACUGAAUUGGCUAAUAUGAUAACUGAGUUCAUGGAGUCUGAUGUGGGAAGGAGUUUGACGUCAAAAAGUAGAGACAAUUCGACUUCUGAAGGCAACUACACGGUCGACGAAGAGGAUUUACCCUCGAUUUCGAGCCAUGGUUCCAGUUUGAGGUCGAACCCGGCUUCGAAUCUGGCUUCGAAUGUGAAGGUGAGUUUGAUUUUGUAGUUGAAGAUGAAUCCGGCUUUAAAUUUGGCUUAGUAUCCGGUUUUAGUUUUGGCUUUAAAUUUAGAAAAAAGCUAUAAAAUCAGCCAAAAACCUCAAUUUUUACCCAAAAUCAACCAUAAAAUCUCAAUUUUCAGCAAAAUCUACCCUCAAACUCCUCUUCAAACCUCAAAUCCACCCCCUCAACAAACUCCAUGCCCAGAAUGAAACGCCCAUCGUCAUCAUCUCUAUCCACCCAGUCCAUUGCAAGUCAAAGUCCAAAGCGAAUAACGGCCGAACAACAGGAAAAGCUGGUCGAACUGAUGGAAUCAGCCAUGGAAGAGGACACUCCAUCAGCCAGUCGAAUGGAAAAUCGACCGGAAAGCUCACGCAAGUCGUCGAGAAAUGAAGACAGAAAGAUGAGUGAAGGCAUGGGUAAAAGGAGUGAAGGUAUGGGAAAGAGAAGCGAAGAAAAGCAAGAAGAAGACCCUAUUCUAGCCGAAAUGGCUUCAGCUAUGCAGGAUUCAAUGCUGGGAGACUGGAAUCAAACGAUCUAUGACAAUCCGGUGCAGGAACUGAUGCCUGAAUCACCGGUUUUUGAUAGGGUAAGGAAUGAGGGAACUCUUGUUUUGAAAAAUGGUGGGUGGGGUAAAAAAUUUUUUUGUGUAGGGGGAUGCAAAAAAAUUUAAAUUUUUAAAAAGUUCUUAAAAUGCAUUUUUAAGCGAUUUUAAAGACAUUUUGAAAGUGGAAGUUGAGUGGAAGAUUUUUAAUGUAUUUUGCACUGAAAAUCUUCCACUGAACUUUAACUUUGAAAAUGUCUAAAAAUGGGCUAAAAACACGUUUUUGACACUUUUUGGAAGUGGAAGUUAAGAUUUUCAGUGCAAAAAUUUAGUGUAUUUUGCACUGAAAAUCUUCCACUCUACUUCCAUUUUUUGAAAAGUGGCAAAAUGUGCCUUCAGGUAAUUUUAAGAUUUUUUCAAAUGAUUUAGGCAUUUUUAUGACAUUUUAUAUUUAUAUUAUUUAUUUUAUUAUUUAUAUUUUUUUAUUUUUACUUAAAUUUAAAUUUUAUUUUAUUACAUAUUUUUUAAAUUUAAAAAUGUUUAAUUUUGAAAUUUUUAGGAAGACGAUGUUACAGUAACCGCCAACUCCUCCAGAACCUUCUCUGACGACGAGUUUGUCAUGAUUGACGACAUUGUUGGAAGUGGCAUUACAAACGCGGCCGGAGAUCCGAAAGUUCGCAUUUUUGACGAAGAAUUCGUGGUUUCAGAAGACUUUCUACGUGUACCAGAUCCAGAAGAUGUGAACGAAAUGGUACGGCUACCAGCCUCGAAUCCGGCUCCAUUGAUCAAGUACGAAGUGAAAGACUUCUCCAUCAUGUUCUACCUGUUUGGUGGCAACGACUUUGGUGAUGGCAUUGAACAAAAGACCUACAGCGAGUACGAAACAAGACGCGACGACUGCGACAAAUAUGACUCGGAAGGUGAGAGUUGACACAGUUUUAAAUAGCUUAGGAUUUUUUAUGUUGUUUUGAUUGAGACAUUCUAGCUUUGUAAGCUUACUCUACCAAGUUCAUAUUAGAAAGGCUUAUUAAGAAUAGGCAUGGGUUUGGGGAAGGGGAGGGGGUCGAGGGUUAAAAAACUAAAUUUUUUAAAAAGUGUCAAAAACGUGUUUCUAGACAAUAUUAAGGCAUUUUAAAAAUGGAAGUUCAAUGGAAGAUUUUCAGUGCAAAAUGCACUAGAAAUCUUCCACUCAACUUCCACUUUUUAAACUUAUCAUCGAAAUCUAUGGCUUAUUGUUCAAAAUGUUUUAAAAUUUUAGACUGAUUAUAUUAUAGUCAAAUAAUAAUAAAUAUUCUUUCAGGAGGCUCAUUCCGAGAUCAUACAGUGUGUGUAAGUGCGAAUAUCCACAAAAUUUCGUUUAUUUCCCAACUUUUCAACAAGGAUUCACCGAUUCUGUCACUGAAUAUGCUCACUAUCGCUGAUAUCAAAGUCAAGGAUCAUCUUCUUAUUUCAGAAAUCAACAAAUUGUUCUAUCAGGUAGGGUUUGUUACUUAAAAAUUUUGUUUUUGAGGGGUAAGGCAGUAAAAAUGGCCUUUUGUUACCUAAAUUGGCAGUUUUUUUGGGAUUUUUGUUACCUAAAUUAGAAUUUUAUACUUAAAAUGCAUUUUUAUUUCCUAAAAUACAAUUUUUUGAAAUUUUUUGAAAAAUUUAUGUCUUUUUCAGUACGUCAGCCCAGCCAUGCCAAAACGAAUGGCCCCACUCCUAUCAGUACGAAUGGUCGAGGAUCAAGGUCGUGAAGGCAAGCUCAAAAUCUCUCUCCUUCCAAUCCGACUAAAUAUUGAUCAAGACACUCUCGAGUUCCUCCAAGACUUUAUCAACCAAAUCCAAAAGGACAUCCAGCCAGGCCAAUACGACCCCAGCGACGACCCACCCGACCUCGACCUGCCCGUCAUGGAAAUCAGCCCCGAAAUCCGCCCACGGAGCAUGGACGCGGAGAGUGUGGCAACAAGGAAGUCGUCAGAAUCGUCGAUUCAGAAGCACGACAGUGGACUGUUGCCAAUGCAGGACGAUGUGUCGGUUCAGUGGAAGAGAAGCGGCGAACGAGCGGAUUCUGGAGGUCUGAUUGAUCUGGAUGAUGACAGUGUGAACUUGUUCAAAGGCCGACCUGAGAACUUGGGUGAGUUUGAGGGGUUGGUAUUGGAAAAGGAGGGUUGGUACUGUGAAAGGAGACUUGGUACUGUGAAAGGGGGUUUGGUGUUGGAAAAAAGCGGGUAUAGUACUGAAAAUGGAUUUGAUACUGAAAAACGGGUAUAGUACUGAAAAUGGAUUUUGGUACUGGGCAGGGUUAUUACUGAAAAUGGGUUUUAUACUGAGGGAGGGGUAGUACUGAAAAUGAGUAUGGUACUGCCAACGUAUAAAAUAUGUAAAAAACCUGUUUUUAGUUAAUUUGAAAACGUUUUGAAAGUGGAAGUUGAGUGGAAGAUUUGUAAUGUAUUUUGCACUGAAAAUUUUCCACCCAACUUCCAUUUUUAAAAUGUCUUAAAAUGGCCUAAAAACAGGUUUUUGACCAUUUUUAGAAGUGGGAUUUUCGUGGAAGAUUUUCAGUGCAAAAUACAUUACAAAUCUUCCACCAAACUUCCAUUUUUUAAAAAUGCUAAAAACGUGUUUUUGGUCAUUUUAAGAAAUUAAAAAUAUUGAUUUUAAAAAAAUUUAAUUUAGCUAAAUUUGACAUUUCAGAAGACCUCUUCAACGGCCAGCUCAACUUCGAUGACGAACCCACCUCAAGCACCCAGUACACAAGACCAUACCAACCGAACAUCAUGGAUAUGAGUCUACAAGAGAAUCAACCAAUCUUCAACUUGGGCUCACAAACUGCAGCUCCAUCUGUUGUAGCUGAUUCUGAGGCCACGGAGACUUCAGAGAGAACUAGAGCUGUGGUGCUGACUAGGGAUACCUUCUUUAAGUAAGUUCUUGGUUUGGAAUGGUACUACGGAUCCCUAGGAUAACUAGGAGAAUAUGGGUAGCGGUAGGAACUAAAGAUACCUACCGCUACCCAUACCCUUCCUUACCUCUACUCCAAUUGCACUACAAUUUCAAACUGGAUUUCAAUUUUUUUUCAGAGAAUUCACCUUCGACCCAGCCUGUGUGAUCCGCCUCGAUUACGUGGGCAAACGAGUCAAAACGGAUCAAGGCGCCUUCCUCGGCUUCCUAAUUGGCAUGACAAGCCUAAAGUGCACGGAAAUCACGUUGAAAGAACUGAAGAACGAUCGAGGAGUCCUCGGCUUCAAUAAAUGUGUCCAAUUCGCAUUGGAUCAAUGGCUUCAGGACAUUAGAAACAACCAAAUACCGAAUGUGGUCGGCAGUUAUCAACCCAUCAGUUCAUUGGUCCAAAUUGGUAAGGGUUUUGGGGUUUUUAAGCUUGAUUAAUUUAGAUUUUUAAGGCUUUGGGGGGUUGAUUUUUUUUAUUUUUAUUACCUAAAUUUCAAUUUUAGGUAACAACUUUGUUUUGAAUAUGAAAUUUGUAGCCAUGGUUGUUGUUAUCACUUAAAAGUGAUUUUUUGUUACCUAAAAUUCAAUUUUUUGGCUUAAAACUUUAUUUUGUUACCCAAAAAGUUCAAAAUUUUUAAAAAGUCUAAAAUUAGGUAAAAAUCUUCAAAUUUUCCUAACAAGUCAUUUAGGAUCGUGUUUAACAUCUCCAAUUCGUUAUGUUAUCAAACAGUCCAGUCCAACUCUCAGGUCUCUGAUUCGAAUGGCUUUAAUCAACCUAGUCAAGUCUACGUCUGAAUAUUGCUCUCCAGCGUCUGUACAUUACUAACAUAAUGUUUAAUAUAAAUAUAUUGUGAUAUGUCUGGUUAUGUUAUGUGUUUUGAAGGCUUUAAGAUGCCUGCAUGCCUUUAUCACUGCCUCACAAUAGCCUAACUUACCUUUCCCUACGUUUUCCUAUCUUACACUAACCGGAUCUUUUCUACUUUGACCUACCUAGCUUUACCCCUGCUUACGUAGCUCUGUCCUGUUAAUUAUCUGGCCUAGAAAGGGCCAAAUUUUAAUUUUUUUUAAAAAAUGAUACCUAAAAGUAGUGGAAUGUAAAUCUAAUCUCUUUAAAACAGUCUUAACAACCUUGUUUUCUUACAGCUGACGGCAUCUCUAAAGCCUUAACAUUCCAAGAGAUUUUACUAUGCACAUUUCCACUGGGGUUUUUGACGGUCCUCCAGUGCACGGUCUAUCGGGCGGCACUGUAUAAUCUAGGCAGUACGUUAAAGUCAUUUACAUACUAUAUCUUAAGCUUUAUUUUGGCAUUUUUACUAACAACUCAUAGAAACUUUGAAAACAAUAACCGUCAAUAUGAACCUAAAUACCCUUUUACAAAACAGCUAUAUAAUUCUGUGACGAAAAUUGAAUUGAUAGUUUUAUAUUUUACACCAUUAUUUGUUUCAGCCCAAGGCAUCAGAGACCUCUUCUAUAUCCCCUUGGUGGAGAUGCGAAAAGAGGAUGGUCGUAUUGUGCGUGGCAUUCAAAAAGGUGCUACCAGUUUUGGUAUUAGCACGGCCACUGCGGCAAUCGACGCGACACAACAAGUGUUUAGCGUUAUUCAGGUAAAUAUUUAUACAAUGAGGAUUUACAUAGAAGCAAAGUUAAUAUAGUAAACAACCUUCAUGAGCAAAACAAAGCGAUUAAGUCAAGAUUUACCGAAAUAUAAAUGAAUAAUAAUUUUAAAAACCAUGCUUGAAGAAAACAAGAAAUUAAACACAACAUCAAUAUAAAAACACUUUUGAACAUUACAUUUCUAGACCGCAGCCGAGCUAGCCUUUGACCUAGUGACCCCCGACCUACCGUACCGUGACCACCGUCGACCACAUCAACAGCUCACGGUAGCUAGAGGCCGGCAAGUACCUUCAGAUCUACGUGAAGGUAUUCACCUCGCCUACGACACUGUCUACCAAGGCGUGCGCGAAACCGCGUUUGAACUAACGCAAGCGGCUAAAGAAGACCGUGCCAGAGUACGUCACAGUACGAACUCGACCGACUCUGGUGGCCCAACUUUCUGGGGCUUCAGAGGUUUGCUACGGCAAAUGACUCCGACGGCAAUUAGGCCGUUUGUGAUUUCCUCACAAGCGGCCGUUCAAGUGUUGGCUGGUAUGAAGAACCAGCUGAAGCCCGAGGAUCAUAAAGAAGAACUCGGCAAGUGGAGACAACGGAACAGUCAAAAGAAGCGGCGUCACGAACGACGUUAG
This is a messenger RNA of Bursaphelenchus okinawaensis, 13899 nucleotides long. Lineage: Eukaryota; Metazoa; Nematoda; Chromadorea; Rhabditida; Aphelenchoididae. The record is from the annotation of a GenBank genome assembly.